AUGAGCAAGCGGUCGCUCGAGGAGUCGCGGGGUGCCCAGGAGCCCGAUAACAAUGGCCUGGUGCCCAUCCACGACCUGCUCUCGCCCGGCGAGGAGCAGCCGGGCCAGCCGUCGGGCCCAUCCAAAAAGCCCAGGAACUUCAUUGCCACGGUGGCCUGCGAGAACUGUCGCGUGAAGAAGACCAGAUGCGACGAGUCACGGCCCAGGUGUGGGCUGUGCAAGUCCCUCGGUCUCGAGUGUGUCUACAAUGAGCGCAAAUCAUCCAAACGAGAUCAGUCUCUCACGAUGAUCAUGAGCACUCUUCAUCGACUGGAGACCAAGCUGGAGAGUAUGCCCACUUCUAUUGUCAAGGACCUGCAGUCCCUUCGUCGGGCUGUCGAUGGGCCGCAGCAGCCGCAGACACAGCCGUCGCCGGCCGUCGGCGUGGGUGGUAGCGCGCUCACCUCCAUGCCCACCUCAGCGGGGGAGACCCUGACCCCGGGGGCACAGGUUCACGAUCACGAUGACUUUGACUUUGAAGAAAACCAAACGGCCACCGAUUCUGCCGACCGGGUCUCCAUCUCAUUCAGCCAGCACGGAGUCAUUCUCUGGCCCGGCGCACGGCGGAUUCUUCCCGAGCAGCUCCUCGCCACCCAUGAGAUGCUGGGCAAGAACUAUGUGAUUGAACUGGAGUCGACGCGACCUCCACUGCCCAUGUUCACCGGCUCAUUUCCACUGCAGGCGGGCGACCACUGGCUGGAGGCGCUGCCUCUGGCCAUGAUCAAGGGUCUCGCGGAUGCCUUCUUCAGCGUUUUCAAUCCAUUUACUCCUAUUAUGGACAAGGCCUUUUUCUUUUCCUUUACGCUUGGCUCGGCCAUUGAAAGUGGCUUUGGAUAUACCGUGGAGAGCUGCCUGGUCCUCAAUGUCCUGGCGCUGGGCUGUCUCGCUGUCCUCGCUCACCAGGAAGGUAACUAUCCUUUACCGGGGACGCAGAGCCACCGUUUUGAGCCUCCAGAGUGGAUGAACGUGGUCUUUGGGGAGCAGCCCGGACUGCGUUUUUUCAAUGAGGCCCGCCGGCGUAUCGGGUUCCUGAUGUGUGACAACGACAUCCAGAGCUGCCAGUUUUAUCUGCUGUCUUCUGUAUACUACAACCAGAUUCUCCGACCCAUGGACUCAUGGGCUAUGAUCCACCGCGCGGCCACCUGCUGCCUCUCAAUGCUAACCAAUCACGAUGUCAACUUUGACGAAUGGGAAGGCGACAUGAAGUCCCGGGUGUACUGGAACUGCCUGAUGAAUGAAACCAUCCUCGUCCAAGAGCUGCAUCUGCCGCCGAGCGGGCUCUCGCGGCUCGAAGAACGGGUCCCGAUCCCCAAGUUCAUUAGCUUCGAAACUACCGGCUAUGUGUCGACCCCGUUUGCCUCGUCAAGCGUGGUCGACGACUCGUAUUUCCAGUAUCAUUUCCUGGCGCAAGUGGCACACCGAAUCAUCCUGACGCGGAUCCGCCAUUCUCUCUACUUCUACUCCGACUCAGGAACCUUCCCUCUUCCCGCCGUCAACGCUGAGCUCCAUCACCAACUAGAGCAAUGGCGCACCAACCUCCCCCCAACCAUUCAAUUCAGCAUCAGCUCUUCACCUCUACCGUCCAAUUCACACACGACGCCCGCCGAGCAGUCGGGCUCCUCAAUCCACCCCUCACCCUCCCCUGCAGCAACAACAACACUCCCCAACAACCCGAUCUCCCCCCGACCAACCGACUCCACAAAUCGACCCCUCUCCCCCGCAACAGCCAUCACCGACGCCAUGCUCCGCGGCCGGUACCAGAUCGCCCGAUUCCACAUCGGGCGUCCGUACCUGUACAAGGCGCUACGCAUCCCCGGCUCCUUGACAGACGAGGACUUUGAGCAGAUCAAGAGCGGGCUGCUGAAUGCCAUGGACUGGCCCGUGACGCAGGGCAUCUUUCGGAAGAUGAAGAGUUGUAUUCCGAUUAAGUUUGCGUUUUGUUCGCAAUUCUUCGGCCAAAUCCUUCUCUUCUAUUGCAUCGCUCAUUCCCCCACCCUCCGUCUCCGUGAAACCCUCCCCUCGGGCUGGGAGCGCUGGAACGAAGAGAUGCUUCGCUUUCUGGAGGAGUGCGCGCCGCAUAGUCCGGCUGUGACGCAAGAUCUGGGGCUUUUGCGUUCGCUGUGGCCUGAGUCCGAGUCCGAGCCCGAGUGA
This is a messenger RNA of Penicillium alfredii, 2190 nucleotides long. RefSeq lists its product as uncharacterized. Bases 1 to 2190 code for a protein of 729 amino acids. The transcript is spliced from 7 exons. The record is from RefSeq and is a predicted model, not a curated record. NCBI's taxonomy places the organism in Eukaryota, Fungi, Ascomycota, Eurotiomycetes, Eurotiales, Aspergillaceae. Gene Ontology annotation, biological process: DNA-templated transcription; regulation of DNA-templated transcription. Gene Ontology annotation, molecular function: DNA-binding transcription factor activity, RNA polymerase II-specific; DNA binding; zinc ion binding.